Molecule: messenger RNA, 2855 nt
Organism: Blastomyces dermatitidis ER-3
Lineage: Eukaryota; Fungi; Ascomycota; Eurotiomycetes; Onygenales; Ajellomycetaceae
Product: molybdopterin molybdotransferase
Exons: 4
Coding region: 331-2499 (722 amino acids)
Biological process (GO): Mo-molybdopterin cofactor biosynthetic process; molybdenum incorporation into molybdenum-molybdopterin complex
Cellular component (GO): cytoplasm; cytosol
Molecular function (GO): molybdopterin molybdotransferase activity
Source: RefSeq, a predicted model, not a curated record
ACUUGCCACAGACUACAGAUUUAAGUUCCGGACUCUACCAAUUUAGAGCCUUUUGUUCAUUGUUGUUGUAUCCUGUACGGAGCAUGUAUAGAGCAUUGUUGCAGGCAGCGGCAUCGAAAGGGUUUGAUGUUGAGCUAAACUUUGCCCCUCUCUUGCCGAAAAAAUGACCUUAUUUAAAUAACCGUUUUUAAUAACUGGUUAAAUAUUUACGGCCUCUGACCAACGGAGCACAUCCAACUUAUUUAUACCUGAAGAUAUUAAGAGAUCCCAUUCUCCAACCAUUCCUAGUGCAAACACGAACCUCACAGGUGAGGAUCCUCGACCUUCGCUAUGGCUGACUCAAAAUUAAAGGCUGCUAUCCUGGUAAUUUCUGAUACUGCCUCUCGGGAUCCUUCAACGGAGAAGGCAGCUAGCGCUCUCACCCAAACAUUCGCCGCUGAAGGAGGGGGCAGAUGGAGUGAUCCCGCAAUUGUAAUUGUCCCGGAUAACGUUCUGGAGAUCCAACGGCAGAUACUCUCCUGGACAGAUGCGGAAGACUAUUUUAAUCUCGUAAUUACAACGGGAGGGACGGGGUUUGCAGUUAAGGACAAUACUCCAGAGGCCGUAUCGCCGCUAAUCCAUCGACAUGCCCCUGGACUUGUGCACGGCAUGCUUGCUACUUCUUUGGCUGUAACUCCUUUUGCUAUGAUGUCCAGGCCCGUAGCUGGUGUGCGGGGUAAAUCAUUAAUCAUAACCCUACCAGGUUCUCCAAAAGGAGCGAAAGAAAAUCUUCAAGCCGUCAUCAAACUUCUCCCGCAUGCCUGCAUCCAGGCUGCUGGAGCUGAUUCGAGAGCAAUUCAUGCUGGUGGUGUACAGAGGUUGGAGAAAGAAGCGGGCAUCAGCACGACAGCUGCUGGCUCUGUCGAGGAAAAAUCUCAUCCCCAUCAUCACCAUCACCAUCACAAUCACCAUGGCUGCCAUCAAGGGCACGGACAUGGUCAUUCACAUGGCCACAUUAUACCCAGAGCUCAUACAUCGCCCGCUGACCGACCACAAUCAAAUGACCCUAUUGCAGGACCAACGAGACGUUACCGUGAAUCUCCUUAUCCUAUGCUUUCGGUGGAAGAAGCUCUCAAAAUCAUCGUUGAACAAACUCCAGAGCCAACCAUCAUCGAAACUCGUGUAGAUGCAUCUCUUGUAGGAUCCGUAAUUGCGGAAGACAUCUAUGCACGCGAAGCGGUCCCGGCAUAUAGAGCAAGCAUCGUGGAUGGCUACGCAGUUAUCGCCUCCACUCCUACAGCGGAUUCCACUGGAAACACAAAAGGAAAAUUCUCAGUAGCAUCAGUCUCACAUGCACAAGCAGCUUCUAUGCCGCCACCGUUGAAGCGAGGGGAAAUUGCGCGGAUAACCACUGGGGCUCCGCUUCCCGAGAACGCCAGUGCGGUCGUAAUGGUGGAAGAUACAGUCCUUGUAUCUACAACCCCUGAUGGGAAGGAAGAGGCUGUCGUGGAAAUCCUAACUGGGGCAAUAAAACCGGGAGAAAACGUGCGCGAGCCUGGCAGCGACGUCUCCCUGGGAUCUAAAAUACUUCAAAAGGGAGACCUAAUUACAGCUGUAGGCGGGGAAAUCGGUCUUCUCGCGUCGACCGGAACGCGAAUGGUCAAAGUAUACAAAAAGCCCCGCAUCGGAGUCCUCAGCACAGGCGAUGAACUCGUUAACCACGAUGGUCCUGAUUCACUCCAAGGUGGUCAGAUUCGCGACUCAAACCGCCCGUCAUUGCUCUCAUGUCUUUCAGCCUGGGGUUUCCCAUCAGUCGACCUCGGAAUUGCAAAGGACACACCAACAGGGCAUCUCGAACAGUGCCUGCGCGAUGCUCUCCGCGGCACCCCCGACUCACCGAGUGUUGACAUAAUAAUAACGACUGGCGGCGUUUCCAUGGGCGAAUUGGAUCUACUAAAACCUACCAUCGAACGCCAACUCGGCGGCACCAUCCACUUCGGCCGGGUUUCCAUGAAGCCAGGAAAACCCACCACCUUCGCAACAGUCCCAUUCAAACCCGCAGUAUCAUCCACAGACCCCGCCGCCCAGCAGGAGCGCGAAACGAAACUCAUCUUCUCCCUACCCGGAAACCCAGCUUCCGCACUAGUGACGCUGAACCUCUUCGUUCUGCCCGCCCUGCACAAAGUGACUGGUUUGGGUAUGAGCAGCCAGCAGCAGCAGGGCUUCCAGCCUCGUCUCGGCCUCCCACUCGCCACAGUAACGCUGACGCAGGACAUCCCGCUCGAUCCUAAACGUACGGAGUACCAUCGUGCGAUCGUAACAGCCUCGAAAAUAGAUGGUAAACUUCUUGCGACGAGUACCGGGCUGGGUGGACCGGGUGCUGGGGCGGGGCAGCGGAGUUCGCGCGUGGGUAGCCUAGCAGGUGCGAAUGCUUUGUUGGUCCUUGAGCCGGGGAAGGGUGUCGUGGAAAAAGGAAAGAAGGUGCAGGCAUUGCUGAUGGGAAUGGUAGUUCCUGAGUGAAAUUUAAAAACUAAAAAUGAUGAAUUAUUAUGUGAAAGAUGGACAAUUUGAUGAUUUGGUUGAUUCGAUUCAUAUGUUUAUUAUUUUGGAAUGUGGUUUUAUAAUUUCUAUUGAGAAUGACAAAAAUCGUUGUGAAUUUUACUUCUAUGUAACUUCAUGCGUAUUUAGGGUGUUCACCGUAGGGAGGUAUCAUUGCCUCCACGGUCAAAUAGGCAGAAAUAGUUAACUUCGGGAAUGUAUGCCUCAUGAACCAUCUAAAAGAACCCGUAGAUAUUCACAAGGAGUAAACACCAAAUCGAAAGCUCCAAAUAUGUAACAAUAAAAAACACAAUGAAACCUGAACAACUAUACCUGAG